Alligator mississippiensis (American alligator) is the source of this 3504-nucleotide messenger RNA. RefSeq names its product complement receptor type 1-like. Bases 253 to 1926 code for a protein of 557 amino acids. The transcript is spliced from 15 exons. NCBI's taxonomy places the organism in Eukaryota, Metazoa, Chordata, Crocodylia, Alligatoridae. The record is from RefSeq and is a predicted model, not a curated record.
CCGCCGUGGCCGCGCCGGUGCAUCCCGAGGGCUUGCCUGGCUCCACAAGAAUACGCUGGGAAGCAGCCAGAAGAAUUACCUAAAACCUCGGGAAUUUCUCCCAAAAAGGACAGAGGGAAGCCUGUGUCCACGUAGCUCCUUACUCCUCCCUCGCUGGGUCUUGCUGCCCGGGGAGUGAAGGGCUUGGCAGCCCCGGGCUCACGCUGCGAAGAGCCCUGCAGCCGGCGUGGGCCGGGCUGGAGCCGUCUAGCCAUGGGCUCGCUCCGGCUCCUGGCGCUGCUGCUGGCGCUGCUGCCCGGCGCGGGCGGUGAGUGCGGGCCCCCGCCCCCGGUGCGCGGCGCCCGCCCCGCCGACCCCGCCACCAGCUUCCCCGAGGGCGCGUCCGUGACCUACGAGUGCCUGGCCGGGCUGCACAAGCUGCCCGGCAUGGUGCAGACGCGGCUGUGCCUGCGCGGCUCCACCUGGUCCCCGCUGGAGCCCUUCUGCGACCGAAGCUGUAGCAGCCCAGCGAGGGCCAGGUUUGCUCAGCUGUCAGAGGAGGACGAGAGAAAGAGCUUCUACCCUGUUGGGAGCACCGUGCGUUAUAUCUGUCGCCCCGGGUAUGAGAAUGUCACUGCAACGCAGCCAACCAGUACUUGUCUUGAAAAUGUAACCUGGUCAGAUAUCCCCGAGUUGUGUAAAAGGAAAUCUUGCGGUGCUCCAAAAGGACCAGAACAUGGCAGAGCUGCUGUUAUAACAGACUUUCUCUUUGGUGCCAGGAUGAACAUAAUUUGUGACCCAGGGUACCAGUUAAUCGGGCGGCCGUCCAUCAGUUGUCGGUUGAAAGGAAAUCAAGUUGCGUGGAGUGAUCUUCCAACCUGCCAAAUCAUGGCAACACAACCUGCUACUCCCACAAGUGACCCCCCGGGACGAGCAGACGUGGGUGUUAAUUCCACAGCAGUCAUGGCAACACAACCUGCUACUCCCACGAGUGACCCCCCAGGACGAGCAGACGUGGGUGUUAAUUCCACAGCAGUCAUGACAACACGACCUGCUACUCCCACGAGUGACCCCCCAGGACGAGCAGACGUGGGUGUUAUUUCCACAGGUAGUUGUGGUGCCCCAACAAGUUUAAAGUUUGCUGCUUUAAGUAAGGAAGAUGAGAAGCAAAAUUUUUAUCCCGUUGGGAUUGUUGUGAGAUACACUUGUCGCCCAGGGUUUGAGAACAUCACUGAAACCCCGCCUGUCAGGACAUGCCUUGAAAAUUUAACAUGGUCAGAAGUUCCUGAAUUAUGCAGAAGGAAAUCAUGUGGUCCUCCAAGGGAACUACCCAAUGGCAGAGCUGUUGUUAAAACAGAUUAUUUGUUUGGUGCAAAAGUAAACCUCCUCUGCAAGGAUGGGUAUGAAUUAGUUGGGCAGUCGUUUAUCAACUGUACGUUAAAGGGAGACCAAGUUGAGUGGAGCAAACUUCCAGUUUGCCAGUUGAAAAGUGCACCUGUUGGAAACGGAUCAAAGGCAAAACUAAAUUCAGAUACCUUUCAUGGAUCUAAGAAGCAUGCUGGAACUGAUAUAAAACACUGGUAUUAUAAGAAGCAAUUCCACACCCCAUGGAAGCCAUCCUACCCUGCUUUCUUAGGCCCCAGAAGCAGCCCGAGGAACAGAGUGUUCGGUAGCUGCGUUAGCCCAUCGCCACGUCGGUUUGUUGUGCCGUUGUACACGAAUCGGAUUGACUAUCCUGCUGGAAGCAGUCAUACCUCUCGCUGCCACCACAGUUAUAUGGGAAUUUCUGGAAUGUUGCCCAGUGCCACUUGCUUUCAAAAUACAAGGUGGUCCAAAGUCCCAAAGCUUUGUGGAAAGAGAUCGUGGUCAUCCAGGGGAACCAAAGCAUGGCAGAGCUGCUGUUAUAACCGCUUUCCGAUUCCGUGCAAGAGUACAUAUUACCCAUGAAGAGGGAUGAAUGCUGUACUCUGCUGAGAGAAUUCAAGCUACUGGCUGACUCUGGAAAUCGUAAGCAUCAAAGAUAAUUCAUUAAAAAACUCAAGGCUUUUGCUAUAGAUCUGGAGGCCUGAUGAGGAAUGCCCCUUAAACCAAACUUUCAAACUGAAUUUGAUCAAAGAUGUGCCAUGAUCUUAACCUUCCACAUUUCAGAAGAGAGCAACCAGUUGCAUCUCCUAGGUUUCAAUUGGGCUUUGGAUUUUGUAUCCAGAGAAGCCCUGGUUCACUUAAAUCUUGGCUGGAUUGUGCCUAGAAUUUAGGAUGUAUAAAGAAGCAAGAAGUCUUAAAAUGGAUGCAAGGAAGCAUACAUUUUGCACGAAAUGCCAAGCAAACAGAACAAAUAUUUACCCAACACAACUUUUGUGAUUCACUUGAAUAGUAAAUGUUUGUUCAUCUCCAUCCUGACCUUUCCUGUCCCUCCAGCUUCUGAUCUGGCUCAUGGGAUGCAGCAGACCUAUGGAGAGCUUUUGCCUGUAGCUUUGCGACAAUUUAGCUGAGACUGUGGCUUCUCUGUCAUUGAAGGGCAGCAGCAUACGGUACAACGAAAGAGAAAACAGAUGAAGUUAGAAGUCACCCUGGAAAAACCUGCCUGGCUCCAAUGAUAAAUGGUUUGGGAGUCAGAUCCCAGUCGCUUCAUCCAUUCUGUAGUUUUCCUUUCAAUUCCUCAUGAAUUGCUUGUGUAUGUAAGGCAGCAAGUGGUGUUCCUAGAGGCAUAGGUCAUCCAUAAAGUCCAUUAGUUAACCAAUAUCCAUGAAGUUUUUAUUUAACAGCUUAUUUUUUUCUUUUAUAGUUACCUAGAAUAGCUAUUAUCAUUAUAGUCAGCAAUAAAACUAUUUAUUAAGAUGUUUAGGGGCUUUUUAAUACUAGAAAAAGUGAAUUGGAAAAACGGCAAGGCGUUUACAUCAAAUGUUUGUCUCUAACCAGCUGCAGAAACCCAGUGUAGAAUAAAUUCUGCAAUUUCUUAGUUGGCCUAAUAAAAGGUCUCAUCUCUGAACCAAGAGGUAUAGAGUUUUGCGGUUCUUUCAGCGUAGAAUAAAUUAAUUUCUCUGACCAAACAUUUAUUUGCCCAGCACUGCCACCUACAGGUCUCUCUUUUCAGAGAGACAGAGUCUUACUUGAUCUGUCAACUGGGUUUUGAUUAUUUUUUUCCUUGGGGGGGGGGGGGGGGUGCAGAUUUAUUUCUUAUUAAAGGGAUAUAAUCAACUAGACAUCUGAUCUCUGUGUAUAUAAAAAGUAAAAUAGUCUUAGCUACAGCAACUGUUCUAGCAUCCCCCUUCCAAUGUUUGUGAGUUGUUUCCAAUCUGAUUGAACUCUGAGUUUUUCCCCCUUAAGUGUAAGUGUUUCUCUCUCUUUCUGUAAGCUGAAAACCAUACAACGCGAACACUAAAUAUAUAUAGAGUAAAUGGAUAAGGUCACAAAUUGUGUACUUUCUCCUUUAUGUAAAAUAUCUUUAAAGGUCAUAUGGAAAAGAAAUGGCAUUUAAAAAACGUUGCUACUGCUUUAAUCUUAAUAAAGUCCCUUUAAAUUUUU